AUGAGCGCCUUUAUGACUUUCACACACGAGGCACAGCACAACGGUCAAUUAUCUUCUGACGCUCUCAAGAACGCCUGUCAAAAUUGGGCCACCCGUCUCUCGCGUACUCUAAAUCCGCCAGAUGACACGCUCAGCUACAUAUUCCAAGCUUUCUGGAUUCGUCACCUUCUUUCCUGGCUCAAAUGGCAGUGGUGUUUGAAGGGUCUACAGUCUUGCCUUGUCGUCUCAUCUGAACGACAGAAAUUUGUUAAGUCUCUAACCUCGCCAUUUAUCAGUGCCAUCCUAGAGACUAAUAUCGCUUUAUUCUAUUAUAUCUAUUGCCUUAUCCUCAUCCUGGACCCCAUUCACGUGCAGUCCAAUAAAGCACUACCUGCCAUCAUUCCUGAUCCCAAAACAUCGACAAUACAAGCAUCGACACCACCUUCCACCUCCGAAAUGUUGAAGAAGGGACCAUCAACUCCCAUACUUACUCCUCCCUCACAGCUCAUCGGAACUCUACGUUGUUCCCCUUCUAGUCCACCCUUUACACCACCCUUACCACAUUCCCCCUCCCCGAAACUAGAAAUCGCUGUGUCUCAUGCUGGCACAUCCAAAAAGCACAUGUUAGAUGAACUUGGGCUCGAUAGCGAUAUCUCAUUCGAAUGCGUCGCCCUUGCCCCUACAAAACACCCGAAACGAGACAGGCUGAUUCUACAGCCAGAGGCAGGCCAAAGCGACAAGAACGCCAGAAAGUAA
Messenger RNA from Suillus discolor, 735 nucleotides. RefSeq lists its product as uncharacterized. The transcript has 2 exons. Lineage: Eukaryota; Fungi; Basidiomycota; Agaricomycetes; Boletales; Suillaceae. Bases 1 to 735 code for a protein of 244 amino acids. The record is from RefSeq and is a predicted model, not a curated record.